AUGUCCUCCUGCCCCAAGAUCUCUGCCAUGGAGCCGCACUUUCUCCUGGACCACGACGCGCUGAGGCAGGCGUGGGAUUCCGCAGACCGGGCUCCAGAGCGCCAUCCUCCGUGGUCUCGGAUCUCCCCAGACCAGCUACCUCCUGUCCUCCUGCCGCUGGCACAGUCCUCAAGCCACCCCGGCGAUGACCACCAGCCACUGCUCUCCAGUCCUUGUUGGCAGCUGCCCUCGGUCCUCCUGCGAUACCGAGCACUCUUAGCUGAGGCCCAGAGCCCCUCGGAAGAGAGCCCGGUGCAGCCCGGUGCAGGCCUCUUGCCAGGAUUCGUGCCGAUGCCAGGAGUACCCGCAGGAGCGCCUGAGCCCACAGAGCACACGUUCCGGCAGCUUCCCGUGGCCCUGCUGCCCAUCGCCCAUGCUGGAGAGGGACCAGUGGACACAGAGGCCUGGGACCACUUGCAGCCUUCAGUGUGCAGCCCAACUCCAGGCCCCAGCGGGUGGCGCCUGCACCUGCUCUGCUCGGGCUGCCUGCAGUGCAUCCUUCGUGCUCUCUCCUCUUUGAGCCGCUGGGCCGCUCACUGCUGGGCGACAGUCCUGGACACUUAG
This is a messenger RNA of Myotis davidii, 603 nucleotides long. RefSeq names its product annexin A2 receptor (gene ANXA2R). The record is from RefSeq and is a predicted model, not a curated record. Bases 1 to 603 code for a protein of 200 amino acids. The transcript has a single exon. Gene Ontology annotation, molecular function: signaling receptor activity. Lineage: Eukaryota; Metazoa; Chordata; Mammalia; Chiroptera; Vespertilionidae.